Messenger RNA from Amblyraja radiata (thorny skate), 683 nucleotides. Its product is annotated as large neutral amino acids transporter small subunit 2. Gene Ontology annotation, molecular function: L-amino acid transmembrane transporter activity; neutral L-amino acid transmembrane transporter activity. NCBI's taxonomy places the organism in Eukaryota, Metazoa, Chordata, Chondrichthyes, Rajiformes, Rajidae. The transcript is spliced from 5 exons. Gene Ontology annotation, biological process: D-serine transmembrane transport; D-alanine transmembrane transport. The record is from RefSeq and is a predicted model, not a curated record. Bases 9 to 683 code for a protein of 224 amino acids. Gene Ontology annotation, cellular component: membrane.
UCCGCAGAAUGCCGGGCGCCCCGGACAUCCCCGAGCGAGUGGCGCUGAAGAAGGAGAUCGGGCUGCCCAGCGCCUGUGCCAUCAUCGUGGGGAACAUCAUUGGAUCGGGGAUCUUCAUCUCACCCAAGGGCGUGUUGGAGCAGGUGGGCAGCGUUGGCCUGGCGCUGCUGGUCUGGGCUCUGGCCGGGCUCGUCACUGCCGUCGGCGCCCUGUGCUACGCCGAGCUCGGCGUCACCAUCCCGCAGUCCGGGGGCGACUACGCCUACGUCAAGGAAGUGUUCGGGGGCUUGCCCGGGUUCCUGGUGCUCUGGAGCGCUCUGCUGGUCAUCUACCCCACCACUCAGGCCGUCAUGGCCUUGACCUUUGCCAGCUACGUGCUCCAGCCCGUCUUCCCCGCCUGCGUGCCGCCGUACAUCGCCUCCCGCUUCCUCGCCGCCCUCUGCCUCUCGCUACUGACGUGGGUGAACUGUUCCAGCGUGCGAUGGGUGACCCGCGUACAGGACCUGUUCACGGCCGGGAAGCUGCUCGCCCUCGGACUCAUCAUCGUGAUGGGACUGGUGCAGAUCUGCAAAGUAAUGUUCAGCUCUGGACACAAGAGCCUGCAGAUAUUGGAAUCUGCAUUCUGUCAUGGAUUGAUUACAGAGGUCUUGCUUUUCGUCACUAAGAUGAUGGUGGUCUUCUGA